AUGCUUGAUAGAGAAAGUGAGUCUCAGUAUUUUCUCUGGGUGAAAGCUAUUGACCUGGACAAUGAUAUUGAACCAGACCCCGUCCGGCAGAGAUCCAGCAUUGCUAUGGUCACAGUCUACAUUCUGAAUGUGAACGAUGAACCUCCAGUCUGUAGGCCACCCUAUUAUAGCAAACCUAUAUACUCUACUAUUAAAACACCCAUCUUGCAGUUGAAUUGCUCAGACAAAGAUUCUCCCCCUCAUCAGCUCAGCUACACUAUUGUGGGAGGCAAUACCCAUUCUCGUUUCAAACUUCAGAGAUUAGGCUCUGGCUUACCUUCUUUGAUGACGACACAGAACUUCCAGUAUGAUGUGUUUCGAGGAAUUCAGGAUCCCACCACAUUUCAGCUGCUGAUAGAAGUGGCUGAUGAACUGCAUGGCAGUUUAGCUCACCGCUUGUCCACAACAGCAACUGUAAUACUGCAUGUGGUUCCCUGGAAAACAACCAGGCCUUCAACCACCACAAAAACAACCACAACUGCCGCUACCACCUCAGUGCUGAUUCAGACUUUAUAUUAUUGGCAUCCCGAAAACUGGUUUCCUGUUGUCCUAACUAUAGCAGCAGCCCUCCUAUUGAUGUGCUUGUAUAUGGCAGUGUGGGGUUGCUUCAAAGAGUAAGGACUCCUUCAGUUUUGUUGACAGCUCAGAGGAGA
Messenger RNA from Podarcis muralis (Common wall lizard), 692 nucleotides. Its product is annotated as cadherin-related family member 4-like. Gene Ontology annotation, molecular function: cadherin binding; beta-catenin binding; calcium ion binding. Gene Ontology annotation, biological process: homophilic cell-cell adhesion; multicellular organism development; cell migration. Gene Ontology annotation, cellular component: membrane; catenin complex. The record is from RefSeq and is a predicted model, not a curated record. NCBI's taxonomy places the organism in Eukaryota, Metazoa, Chordata, Lepidosauria, Squamata, Lacertidae.